This is a messenger RNA of Dichomitus squalens LYAD-421 SS1, 1409 nucleotides long. Its product is annotated as 60S ribosomal protein L4/L1/L2. The transcript is spliced from 5 exons. NCBI's taxonomy places the organism in Eukaryota, Fungi, Basidiomycota, Agaricomycetes, Polyporales, Polyporaceae. The record is from RefSeq and is a predicted model, not a curated record. Gene Ontology annotation, molecular function: structural constituent of ribosome; RNA binding. Bases 35 to 1153 code for a protein of 372 amino acids. Gene Ontology annotation, cellular component: cytosolic large ribosomal subunit; ribosome. Gene Ontology annotation, biological process: translation.
GUCAAGACAUCAAUCCUCAAGACUAUCCUCAAGAAUGGCCUCUCGCCCCACCGUCAACGUUCGCUCCGCGUCGGGAGAGGCCUCGACCUCGCUCCCCCUCCCCGCGGUUCUCACCGCCCCCAUUCGUCUCGAUGUCGUGCAGCAGGUUCACAAGAGCAUCGCGAAGAACAAGAGGCAGGCGUACGCUGUGAGUGAGAAGGCCGGCCACCAGACCUCAGCCGAGUCCUGGGGUACUGGUCGUGCUGUUGCUCGUAUCCCUCGUGUCGGUGGUGGAGGUACCCACCGUUCCGGCCAGGCUGCGUUCGGUAACAUGUGCCGCGGCGGUCGCAUGUUCGCGCCCACCAAGACUUGGCGCAAAUGGCACGUCAAGGUCAACCAGAACCAGCGCCGCUUCGCCGUUGUCUCUGCCCUCGCCGCGUCUGCCCUUCCUUCGCUCGUUCUCGCACGCGGUCACCGCAUCGAGCAGAUUGAGGAGGUUCCCCUCGUUGUCUCUAGCCAGGCUGAGAGCUUCAAGAAGACCAAGGAGGCUGUUGCCCUCCUCAAGUCCCUCAAGGCGUACGCCGACGUUGUCAAGGUUUCCAACUCGCGUAAGCUCCGCGCCGGCAAGGGCAAGCUCCGCAACCGCCGUCACCGCCAGCGCCGUGGUCCCCUCGUCGUCUACAACGAGGACAACGGCAUUGUCAAGGCGUUCCGUAACCUCCCCGGUGUCGAGCUCGUCAACGUCCGUCGUCUCAACCUCCUUCAGCUCGCGCCCGGUGGUCAUCUUGGCCGUUUCGUCAUCUGGACCGAGGGCGCGUUCGGCCUCCUCGACGAGGUCUUUGGCACUUUCGACAAGGCGUCGACGUUCAAGAAGGAUUACAUCCUUCCCACAGCGAAGAUCACGAACCCCGAUGUCACUCGUCUCAUCAACAGUGACGAGAUCCAGUCUGUCGUUCGCCCCGCGAACGCGAAGCACCAAAAGCGCCCCUGGACGCAGCACAAGAACCCCCUCGUCAACAAGGGCGUUCUCUUCCGUCUGAACCCUUACGCGAAGACCAUCCGUCGCCAGGAGCUCCUCAAGCAGGAGCGCGUCAAGGCCCAGAAGGACAAGAAGAAGGCCAAGACUCCCAAGGCGGCUGGCGAGACCUUCCUCAGCACCCUCUUCGCCCCCUAAGCGGUUCCUGUUCCGGAGAUGAGUUGUAUAAGCGGCUAUGCUAUCUGAUUGUCACGUUCGUCGUCAUGUCUCAUCAACUCUGAUAUGUUGUAUGUCGUCCAUGCUGGAAACCACAUCGCAUCGGCCUGCGUGACCUGUUGUUGCAGCGUUGAGUGACUCGAAGACAUCACACAGCGUUAGUGUUGCGCUGGGCGGAAAAUGUAGAUCGUCAAAUGCAUUCUCUGAAGUACACAUCCUGCCUAUAGACCAUUGACAU